This is a messenger RNA of Carlito syrichta (Philippine tarsier), 740 nucleotides long. RefSeq names its product germ cell-less protein-like 1. The transcript has a single exon. Lineage: Eukaryota; Metazoa; Chordata; Mammalia; Primates; Tarsiidae. Bases 145 to 633 code for a protein of 162 amino acids. Gene Ontology annotation, cellular component: nucleus. The record is from RefSeq and is a predicted model, not a curated record. Gene Ontology annotation, biological process: germ cell development.
AUCAUCAUGAAUAAAUUAUUGAACUGGAGAUUCUGACCAGAAUAUUGAUAUAGAAGCACUGCAGGUUGCAUUUGGUUCACUGUGUCGAGAUGAUGUCUUAAUAAAAAGCCCAGGCGAGUUAUUGCCAUUUUGGCAGCAGCAAGUAUGCCGCAGUUGGAUGGUUUAAUACAGCAGUGUGGUGAGACAAUGAAGGAAACAGUUAAUGUGAAAACAGCAGGGAACUAUGGAUUAGAUUCUGUAAAGAAAAAGUGCCUUGAAUGGUUUCUGAACAAUUUGAUGACUCACCAGGAUGUUGAACUUUUAAAAGAACUCAGUAUAAACGUCAUGAAACAGCUCAUUGGUUCAUCUAACUUAUUUGUGAUGCAAGUGGAAAUGGAUGUAUACACAGCACUAAAACAGUGGAUGUUCCUUCAACUUGUGCCUUCUUGGAAUGGGUCUUUAAAACAGCUUUUGACGGAAACAGAUGUCUGGUUUUCUAAGCGGAAAAGAGAUUUUGAAGGUAUGCCCUUUCUUGAAACUGAACAAGGAAAACCAUUUGUGUCAGUAUUCAGACAUUUAAGGUUGCAGUAUAUUAUUAGUGAUCUGGCUUCUGCAAGAAUUAUUGAACAAGAUUCUCUAGUACCUUCAGAAUGACUCUUCUCUGUAUAUAAACAGCAGUGGCUUGCUAUGCUGCGGGCAGAACAAGACAGUGAGGUGGGGCCUCAGAAAACAUAAAGAAGAUUAGAAGGAAAUAGCAUGAG